UGUACUGGUAGCGGCAGCGAGUUUGGAAAUGAUUCUGACGUUUCAUCUAUGCACGAGAAACGAUCUCAGAGUUCCAGUCGUGUCUCAAGCAGCCGAGAGAAGAACAAGAAGCCGCCUUGGAAGUACUGGGGUCGGAGUCAGAUCCCUGACAUCCUGGAUCCGCCAGUCUUCGAGCCAUACCAACCCAUGCAAACGUUUGGUCCUGUGACCGUAGCCAAAAACAUUGCACCGGGUGAAUGGCCCUCAGCCCACUUUGCAAUGGUUAACCACAACGCGGAAUUACAGAGUGCGCAGAAUGAUUCCUCGCGAGUAUACGCAGCCCUUCAGCAGAUCCAGCCCCUCCCAAGCAAACUCACUGAUGGCGGGUAA
This is a messenger RNA of Dibothriocephalus latus, 369 nucleotides long. The record is from the annotation of a GenBank genome assembly. NCBI's taxonomy places the organism in Eukaryota, Metazoa, Platyhelminthes, Cestoda, Diphyllobothriidea, Diphyllobothriidae.